AUGCUUCAUGCAACAGAGCUUACUGAUGAAGAUAUUUCGGCUAUUCCACAAGAUAAGCUGGUCAAAAUCCUUAAUGCCCAAAUUGAUGGUGCCAGGAGUGAGCUUCAGUCUUUGUAUUCAUCAUUAGAAGAAGAAAAAUUAUCAGUAACAGAGUUAGAAUAUAAACACAGAGAAUUAUAA
Molecule: messenger RNA, 180 nt
Organism: Trichomonas vaginalis G3
Lineage: Eukaryota; Parabasalia; Trichomonadida; Trichomonadidae
Exons: 1
Coding region: 1-180 (59 amino acids)
Source: RefSeq, a predicted model, not a curated record